Molecule: messenger RNA, 1275 nt
Organism: Trichosporon asahii var. asahii CBS 2479
Lineage: Eukaryota; Fungi; Basidiomycota; Tremellomycetes; Trichosporonales; Trichosporonaceae
Exons: 5
Coding region: 1-1275 (424 amino acids)
Molecular function (GO): protein binding
Source: RefSeq, a predicted model, not a curated record
AUGGUCGACAAAGUGAAGGCUUUGGCCUAUGUGGACAUGCAGCACGAUGCGCUUGCCGUCUUCGAUGACGUCGAGCAGGGCACCGUGACCAAGGAAGAUGUAUGGGUGUCGGUGGUGAGUUAUCUUCGGCAGAACGUGAGCUUAUCCCAGUACAAACUCGGGUCUCCCUCUGUCCAUGGCAAGGUUCGCGUUGAGUCUGGUGACGGAGGCGCCCAUCUGGAAUCUCUAAACGGUGUCAAUGUCGAGCGCGUCUCCAAGGAGCUCAACGUCGCCAGCCGACCAGUCCGAUUCCCUCGUCAGUCUGUCAAGCCUCCUUACACGAAGAAGAGCAACGUUUCACUGAGCAUCAACUCCAUCGACUUCGCCGAGAAAUCUGGCAAGAUGGUGAUUGGCGGACCCGACGGAUACUGCGUCGUUUUGUCGCCGCAGAAGCCAGAGGAAGUGUUGGAACUGAAGGGUCACGUCGGCGACGUUCUCAACGUCAAGUGGUUCCCCAGCGGCGAGGUCGUCCUGACUGCAUCUUCUGACUUGUCCCUCCGCAUCUUCUCUGGCGUUGAUGGCAUCAACCCUCGAACAUUGAAGGGCCACACGCGGGCAGUUACUUCAACGCACAUCAUAGGCGUUGGCAAACAAGUUCUUUCUGGCAGCAAGGACAGCACCGUCCGCCUCUGGAACGUGGGCCAGGGAGCCGAGGAGAAGAAGUGGACUGUCCCGGACGGCAAGUUCGUUGACGGCAUAGUGGUUGUGGAUGAUGCGGAGGGCGUCAAGACGCUCGGGGGUGCAGAGGGUGACUCGAUCGCCCUUGCCGCCUCUCCAGAGGGCUCACUCACCGCCUUCUCGCUGGCUUCUGAGUCUGGUGCUGAGCCCGCAUUCGUCGUCCAGCCCGACAUCUACUCCAACCUGAUCUCUAUUGACUACUCUCCGAAGCUCCAAGCUAUCGUCACCGGCCACCAAAACGGCACCAUCGCCGUCCGGCAGCUAAAGACGCUGCGCGCGGCGGAGGGGAGCAUCGAGGACGUCUCACCGACGCUCGUCAUGCGAAACGAGUCCCCGAUCUACAGCGUCGUCUUUGACGAUCGAGAUGACGGAAUCUUGGUGGGUACAGGCAGCGGUCUGCCAUGUCGCUUGAGUUUGCAGGUCGAUGGCAGCGGCAUCACUGUCGAUACGAAAGAGGAGUACGGCGGGUGGGAAGCUGUUGGUAUCGAGACGUGGGCUGUCGCUCCGGAUGGCGUCUGGUGUGCGGGAGGAGAAGGCGGCGUGAUCACUCGUUACUAG